AUGGCAUCCCUGAAACCCCCAUUCUCAUUCGCAACAGCAACAAGCAAAGUCAAGGCUGCCCAAGCCCUGUGGAACACUCGAAACCCAGAGCAGAUAGCCAAAGCCUACACUGCCGACUGCAUCUGGCGCAACCGUACUUCAUUUCUCCGCGGCACUGAAGACAUCGUCAAAUUCCUGACCGCUAAAUGGAACCGAGAGCAAUCCUACCGGUUGCGAAAAGAGCUUUUUUCAUACACCGAUAACCGUAUCGCUGUGCAGUUCUGGUAUGAGUUCCAAGACGCUGCGAAUGGUCAUAGGUGGACGAGAUGUUAUGGGCUUGAGGACUGGACUUUUAGUCAGGAUGGAAAGAUGGAGAAACGUAUGAUGUCUGGCAAUGACCUUAUUCUGGGACCAGAUGGAGAUGGUACUGGUCGUUGGUUUGUUGAUGGAGUUGAUGUUGAUGAGGUGCAGAUUGAAUCUGAGCAUUGGUGA
Messenger RNA from Penicillium salamii, 471 nucleotides. NCBI's taxonomy places the organism in Eukaryota, Fungi, Ascomycota, Eurotiomycetes, Eurotiales, Aspergillaceae. The record is from the annotation of a GenBank genome assembly.